Carcharodon carcharias (great white shark) is the source of this 4659-nucleotide messenger RNA. Its product is annotated as choline/ethanolaminephosphotransferase 1-like. The transcript has 8 exons. Gene Ontology annotation, cellular component: endoplasmic reticulum membrane; Golgi apparatus. Gene Ontology annotation, molecular function: ethanolaminephosphotransferase activity; diacylglycerol cholinephosphotransferase activity. The record is from RefSeq and is a predicted model, not a curated record. Bases 55 to 1377 code for a protein of 440 amino acids. NCBI's taxonomy places the organism in Eukaryota, Metazoa, Chordata, Chondrichthyes, Lamniformes, Lamnidae. Gene Ontology annotation, biological process: phosphatidylethanolamine biosynthetic process.
GAGAGGUCAAGGCCAGGGAGUGAGUGAGUGAGCGAGCGAGCGAGCGCCGGCUCCAUGAGCGCACAGCGGCGGCCGGCGCGGCGGAUUGAUGGCGUGGAGAUGAACCCGGGCCUGGGCCGGCCGCCGCCUGCUGUUCCCCGGCCGGGACGCGGGAGCUCGGGGAUGGGGAGCAGCCGGAGUCCGGGACCCGGCCUGGGCCUGAACCUGAACCUGAAUUCACUGCUCCAGCAGCCUCUGUCCCGGCAGCAGCUGAAGCGCCUGGAGGAACAUCGGUACCGGAGCGCCGGGGCCUCGUUGCUGGAGCCCCUGAUGCAGGCCUGGUGGGAGUGGCUGGUCCGCCGGCUCCCGCUCUGGAUAGCUCCCAAUGUUAUCACCAUCACCGGCCUGGUUCUUAAUGUCUGUACCACCCUCAUCCUCAUGGUCUACUGCCCCACUGCCACUGAACAGGCACCUCUAUGGGCGUACCUCGCCUGUGCGCUGGGCCUUUUUAUCUACCAGACGCUCGAUGCUAUAGAUGGGAAGCAGGCUAGAAGAACCAAUAGCAGUAGUCCUCUUGGAGAGCUGUUCGAUCAUGGUUGUGAUUCACUUUCCACAGUCUUUGUGGUCCUGGGAAUCUGCAUCGCUGUACAGUUGGGCACAAACCCAGACUGGAUGUUCUUCUGCUGCUUUGCCGGGGUCUUCAUGUUCUACUGUGCACACUGGCAGACGUACGUCUCUGGGACACUGCGCUUUGGGAUAAUUGAUGUGACUGAAGUGCAAAUCUUCAUAAUUACCCUGUUUUUAUUGGCUGCGAGUGGAGGAACUGCAUUUUGGGAAUCGAUGAUCCCAGUGUUGGAAAUUCAAGUUAAAAUCGUGCCUGCUCUCCUUGUGGUAGCAGGUGGCAUCUUCUCCUGCACUAACUACUUCACGGUCAUCUUCACUGGUGGUGUUGGCAAGAAUGGCUCCACCAUAGCAGGUACAAGUGUGCUGUCACCAUUCCUGCACAUAGGGGCAGUUAUAACACUGGCACUGAUGAUCUACAAGAAAUCUACCAGCCAACUCUUUGAGAAUAAUCCCUGCCUCUACAUCCUCGCUUUUGGCUUUGUCUCUGCAAAAAUAACCAAUAAAUUAGUGGUGGCCCAUAUGACAAAAAGUGAGAUGCAUUUGCAGGACACAGCCUUUGUUGGCCCGGGGCUCCUCUUCCUGGACCAAUAUUUCAACAGUUUUAUAAACGAGUACUUGGUGCUCUGGAUUGCUUUGGUCUGGUCUCUCUUUGACCUAAUCCGUUACUCGGUGGGUGUCUGUAAUCAAAUUGCUUCCCACCUUCACAUUAACAUCUUCAAGAUCAGCCCCCCUUCCUCGCCAGUCAACUCCCAGGAGCAGAACCAUCACAAGUGACUUAAGCCAUUGUGCUCAACAAGAAAACUCCAGCACACGACUGAGGGAAUGUACAUAGAAAAAUAUGGAAUUGGGAGAAAAAGUGAACAAGUUAUUAAUUUAUGGUUCGAUCAUUGUGUGCACUUUUUUGUUUUGUUUAAGCUUCAGUUUCUGAAUGAAGCCUAACACUCCUAAACUAGCUGACUGUGAUGGGAAGGACUGACUCACCCCUGCAUGCACCCCUGUAACACUGGCAGCUCAGGAACCAACAUGAUGUGCAUCUAUUCUUUAUGGACCUGAACGAAAAUAAGCAGCACUGUUGUGUGUUGUCUUUUCUUCAACCCUUUUGAUCUGAUAGAAUUGUUGACUGUCCACAGGCCUGUUACAGUGCUUGAGGUUUGCUAAUGAGCUUAAUGGAAGUUCCUGCAACUUAAACUACCUUGAAAAAAAACAGAUGAGCCAUAUUGCAGGUGAGAACUGCAGAGAAGAAAUAUUUUGUGCCAAUCUGGAACCUUGCAGGCAGUAACUAUGAGCUGGGUGGGCUGUAGGAAAGGGAACGACAAAAAGCCUUUAACAACUUAAUACAGUCAUCUUAAAAUUUAAAGGAUGUAAGUGUGGUACUAGCACCUGUGGUGCCCAUGGAUUAUAAAAGGUUUUGCAAUGCUCUUUUUGGGAGUAUAUGGCCCAAUUACACCAGUGAAGCUGUCUUUGAGAUGCUGCUGUUAAUGUUCAAACUGUACAGGGGUGGGUAAUUAAAGGGAAGGGCCUAAUUUGGGCUGAACUGGCACUUUAAGGAGCAGAAUUUGUGUAACGUUUCCACUUUGUUCACUGCUUUAUUUGCUACAUUCUUCCACAAUCUUGUGUCCAUUUUAACAAAAAUAGUGCUUUCAGUUUCAAAAUUGGUGUCUUGGGGAUCCAGUAAUCCUAUAACCCCGUCACUCCUGCCUCAUAGAUUUGUUAUUCCAAAGGUCAGCCCACACUUCCCUAACUAGUAAUCUGAACCCAUAGCACCUUUCUGUUUCUAACCUAGUGUUGCCAUUAAAGGAAUGAAUUUGUAACAUUCACUGAGGAGCUUGCACUGAGCAAUCUUCACCUUUUGGGAAAUUCUUCAAAUAUAUCAGAUUCUCUCCUCAUUCCUUAAAGUAUGUGUAUCCCCUUGACCAGUGUUGGUUAAACAUCACUGAAAGAUGCAAUGACCAAUUUUCUGCCAGUGGAAAUUGAGCAGGCAUCUGUAGGAUCAUUCUUCACAGGUGUGCCAGAACAAAGGAUCUUUACUCUGUGGGGGGUAAUACAUCACAGUACCCCUUUGUUAAGAAGUGAUCCUGCAUGAUGAUGGGGACUGCUGUUCACCUCUUGUGUUGCAGGAAGCACUUUAUCCAUCUGAACUUGGGUCUUGUAAGCCUUUACCUCAUAGAUGGAUGUAAUCAAACCUAAAAGUGUCCAAAUGUCGAUAUGAUGGCAGUUAUGCAGAUACCAAUGCUGUGUAUCUGAGUUACAGUGCUUUCUGACACAUGCUUGUCUGGCAUGAAGAUGAGUGAUGACAAGCUGACGCUAAAGCCUGCGGAGAGAUUCCAGGUCAGCACAAGCUUUUCCAAUCAGCAAUAGGAGGAGGCAAUAGAAAAGGCUUCAACGAUUGAAGUGGUAAAAGCUUCAUUUUCGUUGGCUGUCUACUGAAGGUGAGAAACAACGUGCAGCUCCCACCACCUUGGUGGUAACUUGGGGUUUGCUUAACUCCUUCACACUUGCUAAUGAAGUGCGAUCAGUUCCUAUGCCAGGUGUCUGAGAUGGCUUUGUGCUGUUGUACGCCAACAUUGCUGCCUGUAGUUCUAAAUCUUGGUGCACAGCAAACAUGUUUUCAGCAGCAUUCAUGAAGUACUGAUUUUUUUUUUGUGUGGAGCCGAAGCUUACAGGUUUGGUAUACUGGCACUAUCAGAAGAAGCUGUGGGUUGGUGCCUAUACCAGCACCAAUCUUUGCCUGUGGUUCUAUAGCGUGGAGGAAAGGUGCAAUAAAGUUAACCUGCUCUGUACACGCUGCCUAUGUUAGGAGCUUUGCCAUAUACCUGCUCUUGUUCCCAUGUAUCAGGACAAGGAAAACUGGCAAUAAUUAGGAUCAAAAGCACCUCUCAGCUAAACAUGUCACUUUGUUACUACUUUCUUUUGAUACCAGGGAGCGAGCCUUGCUUUAGCUAGAAAAUGUAACCUCCUGUGAUUUUCAUCCAGUAACUGUGGAGAACAACAAGCUUCUCCCUGAUUUCCCUGUGGGCAUUGAUCCACCAGAGUUUCAACUUGUCCAUUAAAUACCUUGAGUUUAAAAGAAAUGGUGGUUUUCUUUCUCAAUUAUUUUGAUCGUGUAUUUGCAAAGCAUAUACUUUGGCUUAUUGAAGAGCUUUUUUCUGAGUAUAUACUGCUCCCAGUGUUGUGAGUGGUACAGGGCUGUGGCUGAUUAAUAGUACAGGGGUGGGGACAGCCAUGUUCAGAUUAUCCAUCACUGCAUUGGCCCUUAGACUCUGAAGUGAUCUUGAGAUUAAAUGACUUAAGGCAUCUUUGGCCUCUAAGAAUUUGUUAUAAUUGGAAUUGGCAUCUCCAUAGGAUAUAUUUCACUGUGGUAAAAGGUGCUAGGCAUGCAGCCAGUUCACAUCAGUGAAAAUACCCAAACUUUGCAAGAAUCUGACAACAGUGAACUUUCCAUGGCACCAUUUACAAUGGGUUGUUGCCUUGGAAUAGCAUUAAACAGUUGCCACAUAAGUAUUAUGACUGCAUUCCUGACAGUAUUUUGUAAACCCUGUGUGCAAUGUGCAGGGCUGUCCUGUAUUAUCAAAGAUAUGGAUGGGAUAGGAGAGAGAUGAAUCUCGAAUACAACACUGAAGUGUUCACUUUUUAAUUAGUUGUUAGUGGUGAGGCUGCAGUCCUAACAUCACAAACCCAGCCACAGCCCGGUGUCUCACUUUACUGCCAGAUGAUUUAUAAAAUGAACCAAAGCAUUUCUCUCACUUAUCCCUUUUUCUUGGAAUUAACUAUUUCUGCACAAAGUAAUGUAACUGGAAGAAUCUAAUGAAGUGUUAUUCAACAGGAAUGAUCCAAUGACAUGUUGUAUAACAGGUCCCCCAAUGCACCAGCCCCAUUUACUUGGAGCAACUGGAUAUAAUGGAAAAUUAAUUUGUUUUUGCAGAAAUCUGGUUUGUUUUGUGAACAUACAGAUGGUUCUCACCUAAUUUUGCCUUUGUGUCACUGAUGAGCCUCUUGAUUUUACUCAUGCUUAAUUGUAAUUUUCUGUUCUUUCUAAAUAAAAAUAAAUACCAAGUG